Molecule: messenger RNA, 318 nt
Organism: Copidosoma floridanum
Lineage: Eukaryota; Metazoa; Arthropoda; Insecta; Hymenoptera; Encyrtidae
Source: RefSeq, a predicted model, not a curated record
AUGAGCCUUGGGCUUAGAAUUUUCGGGCAACUGUGCAGGCAGCCUCUGCUACGCUUAUACAGUACAAAACUACCAACAGAGCUUGUAGUAUUUCAAGAUAAGGACAUGAUAAUCUGCUGGCAUCCUGAGCAGCCCUUUCCCUACGAAUACUCAAAACCUAUACCUAUCAAGGAACCAGAGCCAGAAAGCGUAUUGAAGGUAGGAGAGAAAGAAGUAAAAGCAUUGUUCAGGAAGCCCAGAGAACAGUUAGUUCCUGAAGAACUUGCCAGGAUANAAAAAAAAAAAAUCUGUGUCCAAGUUUGUGAACCUUAUAACUGA